Phytophthora sojae is the source of this 3249-nucleotide messenger RNA. RefSeq lists its product as hypothetical. The coding region runs from base 1 to 3249 and encodes 1082 amino acids. Lineage: Eukaryota; Oomycota; Peronosporomycetes; Peronosporales; Peronosporaceae. Gene Ontology annotation, molecular function: protein binding. The record is from RefSeq and is a predicted model, not a curated record. The transcript has 9 exons.
AUGGUCAGAAAAUGCUGCCCUGAACGCACGGGGCUCCAGGCCAUUAUCAGUUGUACAGCUUACCACUCGCCCCUCGAACACACGUACAUGUGUACGUGUACAGCAACGAUGAAGUUCAUUCCCCAAGUUCUGGCGACGAUGACGCUAGCGGCAAGUUGCGCUGCUGCGCUCGAAAACGGCAUCCAACUGAGCGAGGUCUACGGCGGCCCUCACGGCCACAAGUACUCGGAUAUGACCCCAAUUGGCUUCUAUUUGACUCAUGUCGUUGCCGCUGCCGACCCGUCCAGGAUGAUGGAGUACCUGGCGUCGCUGCCCCAGGAGGAGCAGACGCAGCUGCUGCAGAGCGCCAUGGGCAAGCUGGACUCCUUCGAGGAACAGGCCGAGCAGAGCCGCACGCGCGAGGGGCUCAUCCAGCGCUUCAAGCAGGCGCGCGCCCGGUUCGUGCGGCCCGGAGGCGCCUUCGCCGAGCAGCUAGACGCGGGGCAGAUCUCGCCGGACGCAGUGCAGGUCAGCAUGUCCAACACCAACGCCAAGCCCAACCUGGACAUGAGGUCGCUGAAAAGCCUAAAACCCAUGAUCGCCCAGGAGCUCGUGGUGGGCGACCACCCACCGAGGGCGGUACCUGUGUGGUUGGUGGAGAUCGGGGCCUACGGACUCGUGGACCCGGAGCUGCCCCCGUUCGAGCGCCAACACGCUCUCGCCAGUCGGUUUCCUAAAGGACAGCCCAUUGUGGUGUUCGAGCCGUACUAUAAAGUUCGACAGGAUAUGUCCGAGGGCAUUCGAGUGGAGCAGCCCAUGGAGCUGGUCCCGUGGAGAGACGUGCCCAAGGACUUGGAGGCGUGGAAGAAGCUCGGCAACGACUCCUUCAGUGCUUUGAACUCUGUGAACGAAGGGCGGGGAGCGCUGGCGUGCUACGAACGCGCGAUCCAACAGGUGAAGGAGGAGGUGGAGAAGCUGGCGGUGCUGCUCAACAACAUUGCGACCUGUCGGUUCAAGACAAAGGACUACAAGGCCGCGGCGCAGCUUGCGGGUACGGCAGUGCAUCUCGACCCUGCGUACGUGAAAGGGUGGUUCCGGCUGGCGUCGGCUCUUGUUGAAGACUCGGAGGCUGGGGGGAAGACACGCGUGCUGGCUGAGCGUGUGGUUGCGCAUGCGCGUAGUGCUGUCCCGAACUUGUCGGCUAAGGAACGACGUCUGCUUGAGGGCACGCUCAAGAAGGGCGAGUCAACUGCGUCAACGGACGAGGUUUCGUCGCUGCAGUCGUACGUGGAGUGGUGUAUGGAGCUGGACUCGCCUGGGUUUUUGAUGGUUGCCAAGGACAGUCUAGAUGACACCAAAGAUGCUGACGGAUGGCGCAAGGCAGGAUCCGAGUUUUUCACGAAGGGCGACUAUCGUGCAGCAGAGGAGUGUUAUCGGAAGGGGAAGCUGGGGACAGCUCAGGACAAGUGUAUUGCUGAUUUGAACACAAUCCGUGGUAACGUUGUUUCAAGAGCGUUUUCGUCGGCAGAAAGCAGAGAACGAGUGCAGGAAUUCAAGACCAGAAUGAGCACUGAAGUUGAGCGCCGCUCAAAGCAACUAUCAGAGUCGAAAGCCGCUCACAAGGUUUCAGAUGUACCGACUGAUGUGCAGCGCCAGCAGCGCGACGCCUUACAGCCGGACAAUAUCGUCUCGGCCAUUAUGCGUGAGGAAUCCAAGGCAGAGACCUCGCCUCUAGGGUCGAUGGGCGGAGAAGAAAAGGAAUCUAUCGAUGAGUACAUUGCGAGAAUGGAAGCUUUUGAGAACAUGAUACGCUUUGGCUUCACUGCGGCUAAAUCCAAAUCGAAGCGCCAGCAGAAGGACCUCCCGCGCGAGAUGACAAUGAAUCGACCCCACGUUUGCACAAAAGGUACUGCACCGAGCCUACCUGGAUGCCAGCGCAAACCUGUGGAUUAUGGCGGUGCUAUACCCGCGUACGACUCUCGCAUUCGCUCCAAUUUCGCCAAUAACCCUAACCGAGCGGAGGUAUAUUUCUUUGGAACGACCCACGUCGCUAUCGGCUUCAAUGACUUCAGCAGUCUUCUCGCUGCGAGGAUUCAAGAGAAAUCAGCGUCCACCAGUGGUCCGUUGAGGUUCGUGGGAUUCGAGAUGAGCGAAUUCGCAGUUGCCAAGUGCAAGGUCAUCGCGAGUAUGCUUGGGUCGCCCGAUGUGUCGAUUUCGAGCGUGAUGGAGGUGUGGCUUUCGUCGACUUGGAGUGAGGCUACACUGGAUGAUUUCCGGAAUUGCUUGAAUGUAGUAUUGAAAUCACUGCAAGGAAGAAAGGAGAACCCCAAGGUGAUCGCAUACUUGAAGCACUGGGCAGCGACAGAGACUAUCUCUGCUUCAAAAGCAAGGGCAGAGUUCUUCAUGAACUUGGAGAGAUACAACGAAAAGUCGUUGAUCUCGGCAAGCUGUUUCCGCCGUGAGAUCGAUAGGCUCGAUUUGGUCCAGUACAUGCUAACUGGUGAAGUCCGAGCAUCCGCCAACGUGCUCAACGUGCUGGAGAAGGAACAGAGUGGGUCUACCAAUACGAAAACAGUCAAGUGCGAAGAAGAGCGGCCGGAAGAAGUCCUAGCAACCAGUGUCUCUUCGCUGGUUGGUAGCGUGACGAUGUGGAACGUUCCUACUGGCGCUCCGCCUCUCGAGGAGGACAUUGCUUUUAACACCGUGGAUUUCAUGAGCUUGGUGGAGGACUAUGUGGGGCGACAAAGCAAGCAGAAACACUCUGUGGAUAGGCUUUCGGUUGCUGACCUGUUUAUUAUCCACGUUAUGACGAACCUUCGCCGUCUCCGCGAUUUAAUGUUGACGAACAAACUCACUAUCGAAGUGGCGUAUGGCGUCAAGGCGGUUCGAAGUGCAGCAGCGAACGACCCUGAAAACCAAGAACUUUUGGCGCGUAUUGCUAUGUUGCGCCCGUACACGAUCUCGUGGUCGAACGUCCUGGACUACUUCCUUCCGGAAGAUUUCCACGACUUGGCACGUCGCUGCUCGAUGUCCGGCGAUUGCGUGCAUUACGGCUACAGUAUGAACUGGCCAACUCAAGUGUAUGGAGUGUCGAUUCUUGACUAUGACCCGGAACACUCCAAGCAGCUGAUCGACACGACACUGGACACGGCGCUCGGCUUCUCCGAUAGCUCUGGCUCCUCGGUUCCUUUGACAAUGGAUCUAUUCAAGAUGAUGGAGCUCGACAAGCUGGUGCUUUUACCUUUUCGUCUACAAGCGGCACUGGAUUGA